Molecule: messenger RNA, 1788 nt
Organism: Aplysia californica (California sea hare)
Lineage: Eukaryota; Metazoa; Mollusca; Gastropoda; Aplysiida; Aplysiidae
Product: adenosine receptor A1-like
Exons: 1
Coding region: 889-1752 (287 amino acids)
Biological process (GO): G protein-coupled receptor signaling pathway
Cellular component (GO): membrane
Molecular function (GO): G protein-coupled receptor activity
Source: RefSeq, a predicted model, not a curated record
UAAGUCCUGGUUUCCUUUGUUCUGAGUGUAUAAAUCAAGGUCUGUGCCUGAAAUAGGAGAGGAGCCUAGUGCUAAAGUAACUGUGGUGUCGAUGUCCCACACGUCUCUCCCACCCAGAAUGUCGAGUUCACAUUUGUGGGGAAACAACUCAACUUACUCUCUCAACGAGAGCGUGAACUUGCCAAUAACCACGCCAUCACCUGGGGUACAAUAUGCACAAAUCGUAAGCGACGAGCAGUGGUACAUUUUCCAAGUGGUCAACGCGGUGGUCAUCGCUGGUCUCCUCAGUCUGUUCGGCGUGGUCUCCAACAUCAUCAACAUUGUGGUGUUUGCCAAGCAAGGCUUUCAGGACAGCAUGAACAUCAGCCUCAUGGGUAAGAUGGCAAUUAUCACAUCGACAGUUUCUUAUAACUAAUGUGUCUUUACAGCAGUUUUGGAAUAGAACAUAACCCAUGUAAGUGUUUGGAAAUAAUAGACAUAAGAUUGAAUAAAUAUUGCACACAGCACAUUUACAUUCUGUCGUAAAGCUGCUCUCCUACUCAAAGCCCAGAAAUCAUUUUCUAUUUAUUCAGGGGAGAGGGAAAAAUAGUGCCCUUUUUUGAAAUUGCACCCUCAUUGUGUAUCCCUUUUUGGUUUUUUAAGAUUUACAAUUUGAAUGUCAGUAAAGUAUUUCUUAAGAACAUGCACCGAUACCACAGAAUAACAAAAUGCAAUUUUUAAAAAAGAUUCAAAAUUGUUGGGCUUGGUAAUCUGAAUCACUAUUGGAAAUACCUUUCUCUCUCAUGUACUCUACACUAGUGAAUACUAAACUGUUUGUUUUGUUUUUAUUUGUGUUUUUACCGAGGACUACUAUACUCAUAUAGUAGUCCUUGGUUUCUACAUAACUAUAUGAAGUAUGUUUUUCCAUCCCGUAAACUGUUUAUCAUUUCAGGGCUCGCUGUGGCUGACCUUUGCUCCCUGGUGACCAUGAUAUGGAUAAGCAUUUGCAUGAACCCACUCUUCUACUUUUCUGACUUGCCCUUUGACUCAACGGAUAUCUUGUACCUCACGGGGUCCACGCCGCACGUACUCUUUGUCAAAAUUGCCACUUUUAUCACCGCCUUCAUCACCUUCGAACGAUGUCUGUGUAUCGCUGUCCCUCUGAAGGUGAAGACGAUCAUCACACCGGGAAGGACAAAGACAAUUAUUAUCUUCAUCUACAUUACAAUACCCGUUUUGAUUAUCCCCUUCAUCCUUGGCCACAGGUUUGAGUGGGUUUUCGAUUUCACCAGGAAUGCCACUAUACUAAGAUCUACCUACACGGCUGACAGAGAAAUGCUAGAAGCCAUUUCGUUUCUCACUCUGGGUGUAUUUGGUACGACAUUUUCCUUUGUCUUCGUCAUCUGCUGUACCAUCGUUCUCAUCGUCAAACUCAACAGUAAAACAAAAUGGCGACAGGCCACUGCAGCCAAGUCUGAUCGUGCAGCGGAAGGAGUUGGGGUCAAAGAUCAAAAGGUUGUGAAAAUGGUGACCUUCAUCGCUGUCAUUUUCAUCGUCUGUGCCGUACCUCCGACACUCUUGUUUUUCUAUAUGGCGAUUGACCCAAGUUUCCGUUUUUUUGGCGUCUAUAAAAAUCUCUAUCUUAUCAUUUGGACUUCAUCAUUUCUGACAGAAACUGUCAACUCUAGCGUGAAUAUAUUUGUGUAUCUGAAAAUGAGUUCGAAAUACCGAGCUGUGUUUAUGAAAACCUUUUGGAACAAGGAGGAAAAAUAACUUUUCAGCUGCAGAGAAGAGGAAAAUUAUCUACUU